Molecule: messenger RNA, 3907 nt
Organism: Zootoca vivipara (common lizard)
Lineage: Eukaryota; Metazoa; Chordata; Lepidosauria; Squamata; Lacertidae
Source: RefSeq, a predicted model, not a curated record
GACUGUGAGCGCACCGGAGGCCCCACCUCCCGGAGCAGCGCCAGUGCUGCCGCCGCCGCCGCCGCUCAACAACCGGGUCCGUCCGUCGGUGUGCCCUCGUCGCCGUGUUCCCCUCCUUCCCUCUCUGGGUCCCGCGUGAGGGACUGGCAGGCGAAGGAGGAGGCUGAGGCGGGUGACAAGACUUGCGGGGGGCGGAGGAAGGGGCACGAGGAACGCCAAAAGGAGGCCUUAUUAUGGGGCAGAACGUGUGUAACCUACAGAGUCAGCAAGUGUAAUGACUUCCUCUGAACAGAAGCAAAAUGAAAUAGAGUCUGAAAGAGUCGCUGGAAAUACAAGAAUUGUGGAAACAGAAUUGCGCUGCACCUACCCAAAUGAGAGGCGGGAGAGGAAUCAGAUUUACACCCUUCUAAGCAUCAGUAACAGCAUAAAUGAACAAGAGGAAAGGUCUUUGGAUUGUAUUAAUGGAACAGGAUGGGAGGAAGCUGUCCAAGGCUGGGGCAAAACAGCCCCAUUUGCUUAUCUUCAGCUACAAAAGAAAGCUAGAAAAGCAAAGACAAGUGAGUCUGUCAGUGGAUGCCAGUCUGUCAGUGGAUGCCUUUACUGCUUAGAUCUGAAUCAAGUUAUUGACAAAAGUUUGGAACAAGACCCCAAGGGUACAGAACCAUUGAAAACUGAUUUCAAAUUAAGUACAUGCGCAGCCACGGAGCGUAUUCCAGAAAAACAACAGACUCUGCUUUUACAGAGUGCAACCAUAGACUCUUCUGCAACAGAAGACUCUAAAAAGGAAAACUGUUAUGGCAAAAUAUAUUCUAGUCAGACAUCUCAAGGAGAAAAGAGAAAAGUGUCCUUAAAGGAUGCUCAAGCUAGUUUAAGUGAAAGGAGAUUUUUUCUAAUGAAAGAGAGUCCUCUCUUCCAAGGAGAAAAGAGAACAGUGCCAAUAAAGGAGUAUAGUAUACUGAGUCCAGGAAAACCCAAAACUCUAGAAACUGUGAAAUACAAAGACACAAAAGGCUACGAGCCUCCCAUAUGUAAUCAUGUUGGCACUGAAACUGCUUCUGUUAAGCCAUCAUUAGUACUGCCACCUCUGAAAGAUGCAACUCUCAAAACCACCCUGGAUCCUUCAGCAAAGAAAAGCAAGACUGUUACUUCCCAGGCAAGUGAAAAACCAUUCCAUGCUGUUUCUGAGACAAGUUGCUGUGGUCAGGUUUUUAAAACCAAAGAGCAAAAGAGUGAAAAAAGAAUAGAAACAAUGUGUAAUGCAGUGAAGGAGCAAAUAAAAAUGCAUGAAAUAGCCUCUUUUGACUCAAGGCUUUCCAAGACUUCAUUCAUCUCAAGAAACCCAGAUCGUUGCUACUGGCAUUGUGCAUUUGCACCAGAUACAAAAAUGACAACCAUGUCUAAUUCAAUUGCACUGCGAAGACACAAUCAUCUCAACAGCAUGCAUUUUCUGCAUACAAAAGGCGCACGAAUCAGCAAAGCCAAUGAGAUGCAAGACCCUUGCACCAGAAGCAGGAGUCACACUGGAACCAAACAAGGAAAUGAAUCAAAAACACAGGAGAUCCCUCUGCUUUCUGGACUAUUCCCUUCCUUAACGGUCAGCCGUGUUGCAAUAGCUGCAUUGCCCUUUAGGCUGACCUGACUUUUUAAAUUGUAAUUUCUUGUUGGGCUAUUCAUGGAUUUAUUUGGAGCACUCUGUAUAAUGAGAAAAAAUACUGAAAAGUCAUUGUAAAGCAGACUGGGCAGAUUUGUUAGUUUGCAUAGGUGCCAUUUUGAAUAGAGUUGACUGCCACUCAUUUCUGUACAAAAUUAAAAUACCAAUUGAUUACCUCUUACAAUAUGAUAAUGGUUUCAGUAGAUCCUUAAAUAUGUUUAGUUGAACCAAUAGAGUCUACAGUAUAGACUCAGGCUCUCAGAGAUGAGCCUUAAUGUGCAUUGCCCAGAUGACGCCCCCAGUUUGCCUAAAACUUUAUGUCUUUAAAAGUACACACAGCUAGUUCUUAUUUAGAAAAUUGGGCAUGGUGUUUCACUACUUCCAAUCCCCACUGUAUGUAAAUGCAAGCUACUUCAGUCUGUUUUGUUCUCAUUGGUCCUUUUGAUUGAGAAGGACCACUGCAGAAGCAGCAUGACCAGUGUAGUUUGUCUUCUCAAGGAAUACUUGAACUAUUGCACCAAACUCAGAAUAUGGAAAGUACAGGUAUGCCCCUUAGAUGGGCAAGGGAUCAGAUUUUGCCUAAAUUAAGCCCGUACAAUUUGGAAGUCAUCGAGCCAUACAUAGCCACAAUGCCUGUUUUUGCUCUCUAUCAAGCGUGGCAAUAGAAGGCUGUCAAAUAUCUGCCAGGCCAGACUAAGCUGCUCAUGGGCUAUAUUUAUCUCAAUGAGUUACAGGCCUAGACCAAGUGCUUCACCAAAUGGAACCUAGAAAAGUACCAUAAAUUGUCUGCACAGUCUCUACCACAAUGAUGUACUAUUUUCAAGUGCCCUCCAAUUUGUGCAAAGCCUUAGCUGUUUUUAGAUGUUGUAAAAAGUUUAUUUUUAAAGUUUUCUUUUAUGUUUAAUGUUCAAACAAUGUGUAGAUAAGACUAAGGAAGCAAAGUUAAUAUUUAGUUAUAUUUGUGUGUGUAGAAUUGACUGUAUAUACUUCUUGAUUUGUUUAUGUUAGCUAGGACUUGUCCCCCUCUGCAAAAUUAGGUAACUCACAUUGCUUUAUAAUCUAGAUAGCUUCAAUAAAAUACUUUUCUGUAUGCACAGUGACAGCAUGUUCCUCAGUAUUUCAAUCCAAGAGAUUUUCCUGUCAACAUCUGCCAUAAUUAUCCUACACCUUAUCUGAUGCAUUUGGAGUAGCAGGAAGGUAAUGACAUUUCUGGAUAUCCAAUUGCAAGAGUCCCAAUGUCACUCACCUAUGAUUCAUGGAAUCCACUUAUAUUUGAUCAACUGUACAGAAACUUGUUCAAGUAGUUUUAUUAUAAAAUCUUGCCAAAUUCUUUUUAGUUUCAAACAAACAAGUUUUCACAUAAGCUGAUCAUAGUCCUUGAACCAAAUAUUUUCAGUUCUUAUGCAAAAAAAAUCUGAGAGCUGAGUGGCUUUUCCCUUUUUGUUUUGGUGAUGGUAGCAAGGGCUCUCACCAGGAAUUCAUGUGCAUAAACCUCAUGCAAGAACACAGUAGGCUAGUUGACAAAAAUGAACUUUUUUUGACAAGCAGCUUGCUUUCUUGUUCUUAAAGCAGGCAUGAAAUUAUUUAAAGCAAAAGUGUUCAAUAGCAUGACCAUUUUUUCAGGAUUCAUCAGUGCCUACAAAGAAGGGAUUAAAACAGUGACUGACAGAAAUGUUGUAACAAACAUGCAAGAUAUUUAAGAAACCACACCUAUUUCUACAAGUGUGGGGCAAAAGAUUUUUGGGGUCAACCACCAAUUAAAUGACAUGAAUACCUCACCCCCCCCCCCCCGGUUAUAGGAGACAAAAUUGCUUGAACCAUUGUAAACUUUUUAUUUGAAUUGCCUUUUCUUGGAUUUGUUGCUAGACUUAACCCUUCCUCUUCUGUAGAACCCUACUACCACUUCUGUAGAAAUGCUGGUUUUAGUGAACGCUGUUGAAGGGCUUCCUGCUACCCUCAUUGCACAUCACAUUUACUGCUAAGAAUUGUGAAACUCUGUGCUCCAGUUUAAAACAAAACAAAACAGGGCUUAAGCAAAGUUUUGGAUAAUGGGUGGAUACAAAUAGUCAUUUACAAAGUGGUUGCUUAACCAUGCUAUAGCCAUAACCACUUGCUGAGUCAGUUACCUGUGUGACCCUGUUAGGCCAAGUGGAUGAAAGAUUUACCUCUCAUGCAAAAUGCAGAUAUGUGGUUAAAUGGUUGUCAAUCUUCACCUAUGUAGACUUGUACCUUGUAAAAUAAUGGCUUUACAGAAAA